UUGAUAAUUAAUGCCCAGUCUAGAAGUUUAUAUAUUUACAAAAUUUAAUUGUGAUGAAUACAUAUAUGUACGAGACUUUUCAUACAAAUUAUAUGUACGAAGUCUGGUUUGUUUAAAAAAAAGGAAUAUUUAAACGAGAUGUUAGACCAUCUUUAACGCGGAGGAUUUGUGGUCCUUAACGAGAUCCUUAAGCAUUAAUGUUGAUUUAAUUAAAUGGAAAACAAAUAAAUGCUAGAUAAUCGAUCCUUAGUGGGUUGAUUUGGUGACCGAAAAUAUCAAGGGUUAUUAAAACACGUGUCAGCUGCUCAUUUAUUUGUAUUUUUUUUCUUUUUCUUUCCUUUCUUUCUUCUAAUUUAUUUUGUAACCGUUUUGUUCUUGUUUUCUCCGCGAAAAGAAAAUGAUCAAAACCGACGACGGAAACGACGAUUCUGUCGGUCCACUCGACGUCUCCUCCGUCUUCGCCGUGAUUAGAAGGAUCGAAACCCACCACGGACGACGACUCUCUCGGUCCUCAACGCGGCUCCUCCGUCUUGUCUUGUUUUCUCCGUCGGAAGAAGGGUCUAAAAUCCAUCACAAUCGACGCCUCUCUCGUUCCUCACCGCGACUCCUCCGUCUUGUCUCCUCACCGCGACUCCUUUGACUCGUCCGUCUUGUCUCCUCACGAAGACUCCUCACCGUGACUCCUCUGACUCCUCCGUCUUGUCUCCUCACCGCGACUCCUCUUACUCCUCCGUCUUGUCUCCUAACCGCGACUCCUCUGACUUGUCUCCGUUAGAAGAUGGAUCGAAACCCACCACAAUCGACUACUCUCUCGGAGCCCACCGCAUCUGCUCUGUCGGUUCUCAUCUUCUCCGAGUGAAGAAUGGUUCAAACCCAUGACUUCCCGUGGAGUUUGAGCUCUGGACAUGAGGUCCUCCGACUGAAGUCACAACCAGAAGGAGUUCUUUUUUGAAGUUCAGUGCAAACUGUGGGUGAGAGAGUCAAGAGAAGUCACAAGAUUGCAGAGAGAAGUCACAAGAUGAAUGCGAGUAGUCACAAUGCCACAAGAGAAGUCACGAGAUGUUUGGUUAAACAUGUCACGGGAAGAGGUCAGAGACACAAUGCCACUAGAGAAGUCACGAGAUUACAGUUGUGAUAUGUCUGUUUGUGGACUUUAUGUUUGUCUGUAUGUAACUUUAAGUCACGAGAUUUUUAUGUUGCUUAUGCAGAUUUAUAUAUAUAAUUUAUAUGUCACGAAACUUUAUGCUUCUCUCCUUCUCUAUAUAAAGUAUUGAGACAUGAAGUAUUUUUUUACAAAGUGAUCGAACACACUCCCUUUCUCUUCACCAACACACUCUCCUUUUUUUCACCAACAAGUUUCAUCUGAUCACCGAGUCUUCUCUUUACCAUCACACUUUCAUCUGAUCACCGACUCUUUUUCUCGCACCAAAACACUCUCUUUCUCUUCACCAUCACACUCUCCUCACCAAAACUAUUCACAUGGCAUCUUCAUCCCAUAAUACGUUUGAUGUACAAGAUGGUGAAAGUUUUGAUCAAUAUUUUGAUCGGUAUGUUGAUCAAUAUUUUGAUCAAACUUUCGAGAGUUUAGCCAUUAAUCAUGGUGAUCAAGAAGUCCAAAAAAAAAAGAGGAAAAAACGAGUUCACAUCGAAAGGAACCGUGAAGAAGGCAAUGUACGUUUAUGGGAAGAUUAUUUCAGUGAAACCCCAACUUAUCCUUCUAAUCUAUUCCGACGGCGAUUCAGAAUGAACAAACCAUUGUUCAUGCGUGUUGUUGAUCGACUCUCCAAUGAAGUUGAAUUCUUUCGACAAAAGGAAGAUGCUCUCGGCCGGCUUAGUCUCUCUCCACUUCAAAAGUGUACAGCAGCCAUUCGUGUCUUGGCAUACGGUAACGCCGCUGAUGCUGUUGACGAAUACCUCCGACUCGGUGAAACAACUACUCGUUCAUGUGUAGAACAUUUUGUCGAAGAAAUAAUAAAUUUAUUCGGUGAAGAGUACCUAAGAAGACCAACACCGGCUGAUCUUCAACGUCUACUUGAAGUUGGUGAGUUCCGUGGAUUUCCCGGUAUGAUAGGAAGCAUCGAUUGUAUGCAUUGGGAGUGGAAGAAUUGUCCCACCGCUUGGAAAGGGCAAUAUUCACGUGGUUCCGGAAAACCCACAAUUGUUUUAGAAGCGGUUGCUUCUUUUGAUCUCUGGAUAUGGCAUGCGUUUUUUGGACCGCCAGGUACUUUAAAUGAUAUCAAUGUUCUUGACCGCUCACCUGUUUUUGAUGAUAUAAUACAAGGUCACGCUCCGGCAGUCACUUACUAUGUCAAUGGAAGGGAGUAUCAUUUGGCUUACUAUCUCACCGACGGUAUUUAUCCGAAAUGGGCUACUUUUAUCCAAUCAAUUCGGGAGCCACAAGGGCCGAAAGCGGUUUUAUUUGCUAAACACCAAGAAGCUAUCCGAAAAGAUGUCGAGCGUGCUUUUGGAGUCUUGCAAGCUCGCUUUGCAAUUGUUAAAAACCCGGCACUUUUUUGGGACAAAGGCAAAAUUGGGAAUAUUAUGAGAGCAUGUAUCAUACUCCAUAAUAUGAUAGUGGAAGAUGAACGAGAUGGAUAUACUCUGUCUAAUCUUUCCGAGUUCCAACACGGAGACGACCCCGGAAGUUCACAUGUCGAUCUCGAUUUUCAAACGGAUAUCCCUUCAAAUAUCACCAAUAUGAUGGGUGCUCGAAGUAGAAUUCGUGAUCAACAUAAGCAUCAACAACUGAAAGCGGAUUUGGUUGAACAUAUAUGGCAUAAAUUUGGACAUAAUGAAGACAUCAACUGAGUUCGGAAGUUUGUUUUCGAAUUAUUCUCGAUUAUUGUACUAAUCUAUAUUUUCAUGUUUUUUUUUAAAUUUAUGUUUUAAAUGUUAUCUUUUAAUAUAUUUUAUUUAAUAAAUAAAUUUUAUUAAAAAAAA
This is a messenger RNA of Brassica napus (rape), 2940 nucleotides long. RefSeq names its product putative nuclease HARBI1. The transcript is spliced from 3 exons. The record is from RefSeq and is a predicted model, not a curated record. The coding region runs from base 1480 to 2808 and encodes 442 amino acids. NCBI's taxonomy places the organism in Eukaryota, Viridiplantae, Streptophyta, Magnoliopsida, Brassicales, Brassicaceae.